GCUGCUCGCAGCGAGAGCCUUCAAUAAUAUCCAAAUGAAGUGAGAAUCUAGGCAAAAGGCAGCAGCCAUUUUCUGUGGUUUUUAAACUGAAAUCGGGGAUUAGUUCUGUUGUUGUUAAUCUGUUACUUAAUCAAUUGCUGGCUGUGAGACAUUAGUGUUAAAUCUAGUGAUAGGGCAAGGGGACAGAGUCGAAAUGUAUGUGUACGAAUUGUGUUGACAUAGGACAAUUUGUGACAUUCGUGUCCUCCGCUCUUGCAACCGAGAAUACACUUGGUGCUUUAGGCGGAGUGUAUAUAGCAAAUUCGGAGCCCUGGAAGGUUUAAAAGUCCAAACCAUGGGCAACAAUGCCGCUACGGCGAACAAAAAAGUUGAUUCAGCGGAGAGCGUCAAAGAAUUCCUUGAUCAAGCCAAGGAAGACUUUGAAGAAAAGUGGAAGAAGAACCCGACGAAUACCGCGGGUCUAGAUGAUUUCGAGAGGAUCAAAACCUUGGGUACUGGCUCGUUUGGCCGGGUCAUGAUAGUGCAGCACAAACCCACAAAGGAGUACUAUGCCAUGAAAAUCCUCGACAAACAAAAAGUUGUGAAACUGAAACAAGUGGAACACACGUUGAAUGAAAAGCGAAUUUUACAAGCCAUCAGUUUUCCUUUUCUCGUGAGUCUGAGGUUUCAUUUUAAAGACAAUACAAAUCUGUAUAUGGUGCUUGAAUAUGUGCCUGGAGGAGAAAUGUUUUCGCAUCUCCGGAAGGUUGGGAGGUUCUCUGAACCGCACUCGCGAUUUUAUGCAGCUCAAAUAGUUCUGGCUUUUGAAUACCUCCAUUAUUUAGAUCUGAUUUACCGGGAUCUGAAGCCUGAGAACUUGUUAAUAGAUUCCCAGGGAUAUCUAAAAGUGACUGAUUUUGGGUUUGCCAAACGAGUCAAGGGUCGCACCUGGACCCUCUGCGGAACACCAGAGUAUCUCGCACCAGAGAUUAUCCUCAGCAAGGGCUACAAUAAAGCAGUCGAUUGGUGGGCAUUGGGAGUGUUAGUCUAUGAAAUGGCUGCGGGUUAUCCUCCGUUUUUCGCAGAUCAGCCCAUCCAAAUCUAUGAGAAGAUCGUAUCGGGAAAAGUAAGGUUUCCCUCACAUUUUGGAUCGGACUUGAAGGACUUGCUCCGUAACCUGCUUCAAGUGGAUUUGACAAAGCGCUAUGGGAACCUGAAGGCUGGUGUUAAUGACAUUAAGGGUCAUAAGUGGUUCGCCUCGACCGACUGGAUUGCGAUUUUUCAGAGGAAAAUCGAAGCCCCCUUUAUACCGAGAUGUAAGGGGCCCGGAGACACAAGCAAUUUCGAUGAUUACGAGGAAGAGGCGCUUCGCAUAUCAUCCACAGAGAAGUGUGCUAAGGAGUUUGCAGAGUUCUGAAUGGUUUUUGUGUUUGUGUAAGUAGCCUUGCCAUUCUCUCAGGCUAUGAUAGACUGCCGUUUGCCUCGGCUCUUCCAUCGUCUGGCUCUGUGCUUGCUUGAUUGGGGUCUCUGCACUUUUUACUGCACUUCGAUACCAUGGAUACUGGAGUAUUAUGUCUGGAAGUGCGUCGAAUAGGUAGGGUACUGUUCGGUUCAAGUAUUAGUUGUGAUGGAGAUUUUUAAUGUAUAUUUUAUUGUAUUAUUUUUAUUUAUUAGUCAUUAUUGUAUAUAUUGUAUCAUAGCCGGGUUAGCAUUGCACUAUUUACAUUAAAUAGUGUGCAACACAACAUUAAUUUUCAUAUCAGUGCAGAGGUAACCAAUCUUAGAGUUUCAAAGUUCAUAAAGUAGUAAUAUGAUACAAUCUUACCCAUUAUAAUAAUUAUUAUAAAGACAUUAGGCUGCCUCGAUGAGCUUUCAACUUCCAAAAUAUUUUUAUCCCCGCAAAAUAUAUUUACAGUACAAUCUUUGAAUUAUCAUUGAGCUGACAAGUAUAUCGUGCAAAACUUGGAAUGUACUAGUCAAUUUAAAGUGUUAAGUUAACCUUUAUUUUACGAUAUACUGCAAUUGAUUUUUUUUUAACAAUACCUAUAUAUUUUUUAAUUAUAUUAGUACCUACAGCGCUUUGUAAAGUAUAUUCAUAUACAUUUGCUAUUUUACUUAUCAUUGUUUGUGCGUAUAUUUAAUGAAUUAUUUAGGAUAAUUAGAGCAUAGGUUUUACCUUUUUUUUUUUAUUUUAUUAAGAACACCUAUCUUUAUUAAGCGUAAAAAUUUUAAAAAAAUCGAUUGUACGAUAAUUGUUUAAGUUUUUUAAUUUUUAUCAUGUUUAAGAGAUAAUACUUUACAGUUGAAUGAUAAUUACGGGUGUAUCAAGGUAUAUCCAUAAAUAAUUUACUUAAUUCAAGUAAUUUGUAGCCGUAGUUAUGUUAUAAAUAUGACAAGUAGUAAGUUGCCUCCAUGUUUGGUUGAAUUAAUGAUCUGAAUUUAUUUAUUUUAAAGAUAAUGUUUUAUGUCUGUUUAUCAAAAUGGAUUAUAAACAAGCACAAAAUGUUCAAAAAGUAAGUUAACACAACCACGUAAUAUUUGCAUAACCGUUAACAACAAAAAUUGUUUUACCUACGUUAUCGCUUGUCUAAAGACUCGUUUCGAUAUACACAUAUAUACUCGUUGUUAAUGAGUCGUGCAAAUGUUGUUAGAAUACAACUUUAAAAAGUGUUUAAAAUGUGGUAGUUGAUUUAGCAACUCCUUUUACAUAAAUAUGUAAAGAGAAAUCAGCUUUAAAUUGGUAGUUACAUGUGAUACAAAUAAAAUGUGUACCUAUAAUGAAAGAAUAAAUUUCUGUAAUAUAUUAAUUAUUAAGUCGUACCAACCUGUUAUGUUAGUCGAUAUGUUAUCAAAGUGAAAGUUGUAUCAGUUACAAUCUGCAUAAUUAUUUAAAUAAAAUACCAUUUGAAUUUGUUAAAAGUUUAUAGACCCUCAUAUUUGAGUUGGAUAGUUUUAGCCAUUGUUGAUUAUUUGUAAAUUAUGGUCCUUCUUUUUAAUAGUGAAAUGUAGACUUUAAUUGAUUAGAACUUCAAUAAAAAUAUUUGAUGUCA
Anoplophora glabripennis (Asian longhorned beetle) is the source of this 3029-nucleotide messenger RNA. RefSeq names its product cAMP-dependent protein kinase catalytic subunit (gene Pka-C1). The record is from RefSeq and is a predicted model, not a curated record. Gene Ontology annotation, cellular component: nucleus; cAMP-dependent protein kinase complex. The transcript has a single exon. Lineage: Eukaryota; Metazoa; Arthropoda; Insecta; Coleoptera; Cerambycidae. Gene Ontology annotation, biological process: peptidyl-serine phosphorylation. Gene Ontology annotation, molecular function: cAMP-dependent protein kinase activity; ATP binding. The coding region runs from base 335 to 1396 and encodes 353 amino acids.